UUGCAGAAUUGAAAGAUAACAUUCGGAAGUACCUGGGGAUACCAUGUGAAUUACAAUCGUUAUAUUAUAAAGGACAACAACUUAUAAACGAGCGAGCCAUUAGCGAUUAUAAAAUAUACUCCGGCAGUGUCCAACUACAAGUGCGGUAUUAUAUUCGUCUAAUACAACUAGAUUGUGAACAAGAAUUUGGUUUAGUUCUAGCGAACACACUAAUAAUUAGUGAUCUUAAGAAAGAAAUUGAGAAACGAAUGCAUAUUCCUACUAAUCAACAAUUUUUAUGUGUCAAUGGCAAUAUCGAUCAGAAUAGUUUGCAAACAAUAAUCAAUAAUUCAGAUCCCUUUAGUAUUACGAUACAAGUCGCUAGUAAAGAUACAAGUACUGGAUUUAAAAUGCUUAUAUUCUCAAUUGAACUACCAAAUUCAGAUAGAUAUGUUAUAUUUUUCGAUAAAACAAAAACCAUUUCGCAAUUAAAAAUGUACAUUGAAGAUAAUUAUGCUUUUGCUGUUGAUGCCCAAUUGUUCAACUAUCCUCUCGCGACAUCAACGAAAGAUAACAACACUUCGUUACACCUUGCCGGUAUCGAAAACGGUACUCUGUUAUCCGUUAGCUCAACAUUCAAGGGUAUUUAUCUAAAAACUGAUAAUCAGUCGAGUGCAAAGAAUCUUAACACGCAGUCCAUUAAUUCUGUUAAACAAGUCAAAGAGGAAAUUUAUCAACGACUUAAAGUUUAUCCAUACCGACAACAACUAUCUUUUAUGUGUUCGCCUCAACGUAUAGUCCGUAAACAGAAACUACUCAAAGAUUACGGCCUGUAUAACGGUUGUAUUAUGGUCCUUCAAAUUCUUGAUAUCAAAUGCCGAAUAUUUCGAGUCAAAUUAGCAACAGGUAAACUGAUAGAAGUCGAAAUUGAUAUUGGUGAAACAGUUCUGAUGAUGAAAAUGUUAAUUGAAGUCAAUGAGGGAAUUGAAAGUGGAUGUCAAAUUUUGAUGAAAGAUAAUGAUGAAUUAUUCGAUGACGACAUUCUUGCUGAUCGAUUAGAUCGCUGGUACGGGCCUCUUUUUGUGAAAAUAGUUUUAGGUGGUCCACUAACACUCGACACAUCUGUUCUUGCACCCAAAUAUGACUAUGAUUUUACUCAAAUUGAUGAUACAGGCGCUCAUUUUAACCGUGGCGGUCAUCAGUACUCUCGUCCGGUUGGCUGUAUGCGAAUUGCAUUAAAAGUAGGGAACAAAUAUCCUCCGGAUGAUUUAUGGUUAGGGAAAAAAGGUGAUGAUCCGAAUGAGUGGCCCGUGUCGUACCAUGGCACAGGUCGGCACAAUGCCUUGAGUAUUGCCGAAGAAGGGUUUCGACUAAGUGAAGGUAAACGAUUUUUACAUGGUAAAGGUAUUUAUUCAACACCUGAUAUCGAAAUAGCAAAAAAAUACGCCUCAAAAUUCACAUAUGAGAAUGAAACAU
Didymodactylos carnosus is the source of this 1455-nucleotide messenger RNA. NCBI's taxonomy places the organism in Eukaryota, Metazoa, Rotifera, Eurotatoria, Philodinida, Philodinidae. The record is from the annotation of a GenBank genome assembly.